This is a messenger RNA of Coccinella septempunctata (seven-spotted ladybird), 5735 nucleotides long. Its product is annotated as SLIT-ROBO Rho GTPase-activating protein 1-like. The record is from RefSeq and is a predicted model, not a curated record. Gene Ontology annotation, biological process: signal transduction; negative regulation of cell migration. Bases 282 to 3641 code for a protein of 1119 amino acids. Gene Ontology annotation, molecular function: protein binding. The transcript is spliced from 15 exons. Lineage: Eukaryota; Metazoa; Arthropoda; Insecta; Coleoptera; Coccinellidae. Gene Ontology annotation, cellular component: cytoplasm.
AACCCAACCCAACUUGAAUCGAAUGCGUUUCACCGACUAUACUCGGAUGGUUUUCACACGAUUUGUGCCCGUAUGAAACAAUUCUUGGGAGAAUCUCCAUCGCGGACGGUUUGUGACACAGUGAUGUGAAUUACAACAUUUUUUUUCCAUCUGACAACAUUCGAAAUACACGUGCGACCCGGUAUCUGGCGCGUUCUUUUAUUUAUAAACACAACGUCCGCAACACUACCAAGAUUUUUAGGUGUAAACAGAUGUAGUGUUUUGUGAUUUUUCGUGUUGCGAUGUUCCAGUGCAUUAUUCAACAGAAAAACGGUUGGAUUCAUGCCGAAACCAAAGACGUGUUUCCAGAUAUCAGACUCCAAUUAAACGAACAAUUAAGAUGCUUAGAUCUCCGAAUGGAGGCCCAGGUGGCCUUGGUUACCGAAUUGCAAGAUUUCUUUCGAAGAAGGGGAGAAUUAGAACUGGAUUACUCGAAAAAUUUGGAUAAACUAGUGAAAAGUAUACAAUUGAGACAUAGGGAACAAAAACAAAAAAGGGAACAGUGGCCUCUAUUUUCAAGCUACACAUGUUGGCAACAACUGGUUGACCAAACCAAAAAUUUAAGUAAGGAUCAUGUUGCCUUAUCCGAGGUUUACUCAACACAUUUAGUCGCUAGGUUGUCACAAGUGAUGGAUGAUGUCCAACGAAUCUACAAAAAAUGCCGAGAAAUUGGCUAUGAAACGCACGAGGAAAUAUUGAGAGUCCUACACGAGUUGCACACGACAAUGAAAACAUAUCAUAGUUACCAGGCGGAAUUAAGACAAGCUGAGGGUAAACUGAGGCUUGCUGAGAACCAGAGGAAUAAACUGGAGCAGUCACUGUCCCAAGAUAAGUUGGACAGGUCGAAGAAAUAUAAAAUGAUGGAAAAAGAAGUACAAAAGCGCAAAAGCAAAUAUACAGAUGCCAAGGUGAAGGCGCUGAAGGCGAGAAACGAAUACAUUUUAUGCUUGGAAGCAUCCAAUACAACAAUCCAUAAAUAUUUCGUUGACGACUUAUCAGAUCUCAUUGAUUGUAUGGAUUUCGGAUUCCACAACUGCAUAUCACGUGCGCUUAUGAUGCACGUCACGGCCGAAGAGGGAAGACAAAAAUCGGUACAGCAUGGACUGGAACAAUUGACGAAUUGCAUCAAUUCCCUAGAUUCCAGGCUGGACAAACAGAAAUUCUUGGAGUACAACCAUAGCGCCUUCAUGAUACCGAAAAAACUGGAAUUCCAGGGACAAAAGACCGAUGAUCCGCCAGAGCCGGAGAUUCAGAAAGUACUUCAUCAGGAGAUGGAAAGCAGACUUUCUCAGCUCCAGAAACGGGUGACGUCUCUAAGGGCUGAAUCCGAGGAAGUGUGGAAGACUUUGGAAACAGCGGAAUUCACACUGUUGGAAAUGCUGAACGCUAAAGAUUACGACUGCAGCGGUUACUUCGGUGAUAAUGCCGUGCCUACCAAUAAGCCACCCGAAACUUUAUCGAUGAAACAACGAUCUGAUCGACAGGAAACCGAAGAAUUUUACCUCACCAAAUUCAGGGAAUAUUUAUUAGGCUCUACUAGGAUAGCUAGAUUAGAUUCGAAACAGGAGUACAUCAGGGGUUCGAUGUUAUCCGAAACGCCAGAUUUCUGUAACUCGCUGAAGCCGGUCGUCAAAACGCCGAGGCGAAAACGUAUUGGUAGACUUCAGAUGAACGGACAACCUAAAUUGUUCGGCGGAUCUUUGGAAGAGUAUCUGGAAGCCACCAAUCAAGAGAUUCCCAUAAUUAUGAAAUCUUGCAUAAGAGUAAUCAAUCUUUACGGACUACACCACCAGGGUAUAUUCAGGGUAUCUGGUUCACAAGUGGAGAUAAAUAAUUUCAGAGAAUGGUUUGAGAGGGGCGAAGAUCCUCUCGCAGAUAUGACAGAUGCUUCUGACAUCAAUAGUGUCGCAGGAGUACUGAAAUUGUAUCUUAGGGAGUUGAGAGAGCCUCUGUUUCCGAUUAUAUAUUUCGAACAAUUCAUGGAAUUAGCACAAUUAGAAUCCAAGAGAGAAUUCAUAAGUAGAAUGAAAGAACUCAUUAUGAGUUUGCCACGCAGCGUUGUGAUAGUAAUGAGAUAUUUAUUCGCAUUUUUGAACCAUUUAUCCGAAUUUUCCGAUGAGAACAUGAUGGACCCUUACAACCUGGCCAUAUGUUUUGGACCAACGUUAGUGCCGGUGCCUGAUGAUAAGGAUCAAGUGCAAUAUCAGAAUCAAGUCAAUGAACUCAUCAAAAAUAUCAUCAUGUAUAAUGAAGAUAUUUUUCCGAAUGAUGAGGGUAUUGUCUAUGAGAAGUAUAUUUCACCUGAACCCGAUGAUCAGGAUGUUGGUGAUUCUCCAUCGGAUCAAGCACAAGAAGAUCUCUAUUCGGAAGUUUAUCCUUCAGAAGAUGCAUUGAUUUCAGAUUCUGAAAACUUGGAGGCCACCGCCCAAUUUGAUUUCAUAGCAAGAUCGCACAGGGAACUGUCCCUUAAGAAGGGCGAUGUUGUCACGCUCUACUGUCAAGUUUCCAACGAUUGGUGGAGAGGAUGUGUCAAUGGACAAGAGGGUCUUAUUCCUGACAAAUACAUAUCUCUCAAAAUGAAAGAUGAAGAUCGAGAUAAGUUGGAGAAUCUGAAGUCCAGUUCAUCAGAAGAAUCGAUGAGAAGAAGGGCCUCAAGCUCCAAUGAUUCAGUCCUAUCCGAGAGUUCCAUAUCAGCAGCCAAUUCGCCACUAGUACAUUGUGCCCCAGUGACUUGGACCAACGUAUCUGAUCUCACUGAAUCAAUUUCUAUCGAUCCAAAUUCUUCGGCAGUGACUAUAACUCAGUCAAGAGAGAAGGGCCAUAAAAGAUUGAAUUCUUCGGAACACGCAGAAUCUCGCGCUUCUGUUAAAACCGACGAAUGUAUUCAGCACCACACGACCAUCAAUGUGAAUCAGGCAACUUCUCAGCCACAAACCAUCACUAUCAAUGGCUCUGCGGUGACUGUUACAAAACCAAACGACAAAGAGGAAAACAAAGACGCGGAUAUCGAUGAAUCGGUGACCAUACGUAACGUUGUUAAGGCGGACGGUGAGAUUGACGAGAGUGACGUGAAUUUUUCUCAAAACCGCGAACUUUGGCAGAGGCGUGCGAAUUCCCAGUCCAACAUACAAAUUCCUAGCGGAUUGAAAGUGAACAGGCAUUCGGAAUCGUUCGUUCAAAGGCAAAAUCAUACUCCGGAUUUGGUUAUGGAUCUACCUCUGUUGGGGAACUGCAGUCCGAAGGAAAUCGCCAAGAAAUCUGUUUACGUUUCUUCCACCAUUGACGCGGGAGAAGGUGAGAAAACUAUGGAAAGCCCUCCUUCCCUUGACAGUCCAGAAAUGCAAACUGCGGCCGAGAGGUUCGCCAAACAGAAUCAGUGCACCCUCAAGAAGAACACCAAGGUGCAUAUAGAUAAUACCGAUAUGAUAACCAUAACAAGCCCCAUGCCGGAUAGAAAAUACGCAACAAUUUCUGGAAACCUCCCCACAACCACUUUCAAACCUCAGAUAAAAGCCAAACCCCCCGUUCUGAAGAAACCAGCAUUCGCAGUUCCUCUCCCUGCUUUAGCUGCUGAAUGCGACAAGGAGACAAACCCAACAUGAGCUGCGAAAAUCUCAAUUUUAUUGUUAAGCCCUAUUUUAAACGGCCGAUAAUUUCGAACAAGUUUGUUGAAUUCAUUUUUAAGAUGGUACGUAUUUUUGUCCUCUAAAUUUUGAUUUUUCGUUUUUACAUAUAUCUAAUUUUGUUUAUUAGUGAGCUUAUGAAUGAAAUUGACUGCUUCAACAUCGAACUGAUAAUAUUGAAUAAUUGAAAAUGGCGUGGACCAAUUCAGUUGCCACAAAUUUUUUUGCAUCGUAGGGUGUUAUUGAAGUUUCAUCGAUUUGAUCAACUGGAAUAUUUUUGAUAUUUUUAUAUUGAUAUUUACAUUGAACGGUGGAACGAAGAAGAUCGCUGUGUUGGUAAUUGCGACAUCAUGCGUUUAUUUAAUUCGGACGUUAGAAUGCUCCUAAACGGUAAAAUUCAAUUUUGCCAGCAUCAUUUUAACUGUGCUGACUGGCAUCAUCACUAUUUUCAUAUAGCAUCUCGCUCAUAUAGAAUUCCUCGGAAUUAUAGUUCAGUAAACAAAGUGUUUCUCAACUAUCUACAUAAUCAACUUAUUUCCUUCUUCCUAUCUUCAAUGAAACGUUUUUUCCAGAAUUAUUUUUUUUUUAAUCUUCAUUAAUUCUACUGAAUGCAAAAUUUUUAUGAUGGGUUGAUUGCACUUUUUUCAAAGAAAACCAAUUGAUAUUAGUUUAUGAUUUUUUAUUGUAAAUAUUCGUUGUAUUUUUAUUCGAAUCAUAUUGAAUUUUAGUUUUGAUUUCUAAAUUAUAAUGAUCAGUCUGUACAGAUUUUUUUUUCGAUUAAUUUAAAUUGCGAUGGUCCUAGAGACAUGACAUUAUAUCAACGUUUUUUUUUCUGGAAAUAAUCAGAUGGAUAUAUUUCACAUCACAUUGACAAAAUACAUCCUGAUUUAUUAUUGUCUAAGCGGCCAGGAUGCAUUUUUCUAUUCUUUCAUAAUUGUAUCCAACCUUCGAAUAUUUACGAAAUGAAUAUCGUGGAUAUUUUCAGAAGCUCCAAAUUUUUAAAUAAACUACUUUUAUCAGGAGCUAGUCUUAUAUUUAUGGAUGUUCAUAUCUCAAUAUAGUCUUAAUCAAUAAAUCUACCCUGUAGCCUCUUGAAUACCAACGAAAUACUUAUGAAUCCUCAAGAAUUUGUUCUUGCUUCUUCUAUUGGCCUCAAAUAAAUAUGAACACAAAUAUAUUCAUUAUACUAUAUGAAUCCUACGUCUUGACCAUGGUGCUUAUCAAUGAUAUUUUAUGUUUAUCAUAUUGACGUUUUAAGCUUUUGUAUGUUGUGAUCAUCUUGUAACCAAAGUUCACUGAUGGUAAUAUUUGUGACAAUAUAAUAACAUUUUGAAACGAAUCUUGGUAAUAUUGAAUGGUCGAUAUUUUAGAAUGGUGCCCAUUGAUGUUAUUUGUUCUCAAUUUUUCAAUAGAUAUAAUCUUUGUAUUUAUAGUUUUGUAUAUUUUACAAGAAAUUAAUUUCUAAGACUGAUAUUCCAUAGCAGUUAGGUAGAGAUAUUCUAAUGUUUGACAAUUGAAGGGGUUAAUAAUGACUAAUCAAGUAGUGAAUCCCCGUUGCCAAUUUUUCAAUCAACACAAGACGAAAAACGCCAAAUAUAAUAUUUACAUUAUUAUAGACCCAAAAUUUGCUGAUGAAGGGUUGAACUUAUGAUCUAAAAAAAUGCUCCAAUUUUUUAUACCUAAAAAGCCUAAAGUAUUAAAUGACAUAUUAGUCACUUAUUGUCUCGGUGUUCAAAUACAAAUAUCCCAUUUUUUAUUAUUAUUUACGGUCUACAUAAAAUGCUCCACAUGAUUUCUUUCCUCAAUAUUUUGUUAGAUGUUCUAUUGGUUUUUCAUUCACAAUGAUUAUUCUAUAUUAAUGAACUUUUUAAUGCCUUAUGAAGGGAGUGAACAUUUUUAGAUAAGUUGUGAUUCGAUUUUAUAAUUCUAAAUAUUCGUAAGGCAAGAAAGAAUCUCAGAAUAGAUGUGGUGUCUUUCAUAUUUAGUGCAGAGAAGCUGUGAAGAUAUUGUCUAAAUAUUAUUAUGUACAAUGUAUACUCAUGAAGAAAAUGAUAAUAUAAUAAUUACUACCUA